Messenger RNA from Vespula pensylvanica (western yellowjacket), 3155 nucleotides. It is a transcript of the gene LManII, whose product is annotated as lysosomal alpha-mannosidase. The transcript is spliced from 17 exons. The record is from RefSeq and is a predicted model, not a curated record. Gene Ontology annotation, cellular component: lysosome. Gene Ontology annotation, molecular function: carbohydrate binding; alpha-mannosidase activity. Gene Ontology annotation, biological process: mannose metabolic process. Bases 56 to 3073 code for a protein of 1005 amino acids. NCBI's taxonomy places the organism in Eukaryota, Metazoa, Arthropoda, Insecta, Hymenoptera, Vespidae.
AACCAACGCAUUAUCUCGUUAGUUUUGUUCGGGAUCAUCCAGCGAGUCACUCGUCAUGUCGGGAAACGUCUCGCUACUGUUCUUACAUUUAUUAGCCUUGUGUCAAUUAUGCUUUAUCGCAGAAGCCUUUUAUAUAUCAAGACAGUUACUGGAGGAGAAGCAAACUUGUGGAUACCAAUCAUGCCCAGUCAUUCAACCAGAUAAAUUAAAUAUACAUUUGGUUCCUCACUCACACGAUGACGUAGGCUGGUUGAAAACUGUCGAUCAGUAUUACUUUGGAAGUCGAUCUAAAAUACAGAAAGCCGGUGUUCAAUACAUACUUGAUAGUGCAAUCGAAGCAUUACUAAAAGACCGCGAUAGAAGAUUCAUAUAUGUUGAAACUGCAUUCUUUUGGAAAUGGUGGUCAAGACAAAACGAGAAUGUAAGAGACAAUGUAAAGAUGUUGAUAAACGAAGGAAGAUUAGAGAUCAUUGGUGGUGCCUGGAGUAUGAAUGAUGAAGCUGUCACUCAUUAUCAUUCUAUUAUCGAUCAGUUUACUUGGGGAUUUAGGAGGUUGAAUGAUACUUUCGGUAAUUGUGCUAGACCACAUAUAGGCUGGCAAAUUGAUCCUUUCGGACAUUCGCGAGAACAGGCAUCUUUAUUCGCGCAAAUGGGAUUCGAUGGUAUGUUAUUUGGUCGUUUGGAUUAUCAGGACAAGGCACAACGUUUGAAAGACAAGAGUAUGGAGUUUAUCUGGAAGGCUAGUCCUAGUCUUGGUGAUCGUGCCAACUUAUUUACUGCUGCAAUGUUUAACACUUAUAGUCCACCGCCUGGCUUUUGCUUUGACGUAUUAUGUAACGAUGAACCAGUGAUAGAUGAUCCUGAUAGCCCAGAUUAUAACGUUCAUACAAAAGUGGAGUUAUUUUUGGCGUAUAUACAAAUUCAAGCAAGAUCUUACAAAACUAAUAAUCUUAUCGUCACUAUGGGAGAUGACUUUAACUAUCAGCAGGCGGAAAUGUGGUUUGCCAAUUUAGAUAAAUUAAUCAAAUAUGGAAACGAAUUAAAUGGAUCAACGGUGAACCUAUUUUACUCUACACCAUCUUGUUAUUUGAAAGCGUUACACGAUGCAAAUAUUAUUUGGCCAACGAAAUCUGAUGAUUUCUUUCCUUAUGCAAGCGAUCCUCAUGCUUAUUGGACAGGAUAUUUUACUUCAAGGCCAACGAUAAAAUAUUUCGAAAGAAUGGGAAACAAUUUGUUACAAGUGAGCAAACAACUAUCCGUUUUGGCGAAUUCGAAGGAAAACGAGGAAGAAUUAGAGCAUUUCCGUGAAGCUAUGGGAGUCAUGCAACAUCAUGAUGCAGUUACUGGAACAGAGAAACAAUUGGUUGCAAGUGAUUAUUCUCGUUUGUUAUACGAGAACAUAUUCAAUAACGAAAAAAUGGCUGCUAAAUCUCUUUAUCAUUGGGCCAAUAAAAUAAAUAAUUCCAAUGACGACUUCCAAAUGCACUCUUGUUUGGAAUUAAACAUCAGUGCUUGCGCAUAUACCGAAGAUAAUGCAAAUUUCGUUGUAACAGUAUACAAUCCUUUGAGUCGACCAAUUUCUUCUUAUAUUCGUCUUCCAGUACGAGGAAAUUCCUACAAUGUCUGGGAUACAAAAGAGAAUCUCGAGAUCAUCUCUCAAAUAAUACCAAUACAUGAUAGAGUACAACAAAUACCUGGAAGAAAAAGUAAAGCAACGAAAGAAUUAUUGUUCCGUGCUAUUGAUUUACCAGCAUUAGGUUACAAACGUUAUACAAUAAGUGCAAAACCUGAUACAGAAGAAACAUUUAUUGAACCUACAAAUUCCAUAGAAGGAGAUCUCUAUACGAUAACCGUUGACGAAUCUGGUCAAAUAGUUUUUCAAAAUAAGCAUGACAAGGAAGUAGUCUUUGUUCAGUCUUUUCAUUAUUAUGAAUCAGCAGAAGGUAAUAACAAAGUAUUUGAAAAUCGAUCAUCCGGUGCUUAUAUCUUUAGACCUAGGACAUCAUCCACCUUUAAUUUACCAUACGAAGGAAAAUACUCUGUCAUUAAAGGUCCUCACGUAGAAGAAAUUCAUCAAACAUUCAAUCAAUGGAUCAGCCAAGUUGUCAGAGUUUAUAAAGAAGAUAAUCGUAUGGAAUUCGAAUGGCUUAUUGGUCCUAUUCCUGUCGAUGACAAAAUUGGUAAAGAAAUAGUGACGAAAUAUUCGAGUUAUCUAAUAUCUGGGGAUGAAUUUUAUACGGAUAGUAACGGUCGAGAAAUGUUAAAACGUAAGAGAAAUUACAGACCUACUUGGAAUUUAAAGUUGCAUGAACCUAUAUCUGGAAAUUAUUAUCCUGUCACGACGAAAAUCUCUUUGAAGGAUAAAAUAAAGCCAAUGAAGUUCUCUAUCUUUACUGAUCGUUCCCAAGGAGGUACCAGCAUGAAAAAUGGAGAAUUGGAAUUAAUGCUUCAUAGAAGAUUACUAAAGGAUGAUGCAUUCGGUGUCGAAGAAGCUUUAAACGAAAUGGCCUACAAUACAGGUCUGGUUGUACGUGGUACACAUUGUAUCUACCUUAGCAAUACAAACAAUCUCGACUCCUUUUCGAUAAAAGAGAAAGAGAUACCAUUAAACUUAGCACUUCGUCCAUCGAUCUUCAUUACGAUUCCCUCUAAAACAAAUAUUGAUCAUUGGCGUAACGCUGAUAUAAUGCCAAUAGAAAAAUCAGGACUGUCUAAAAACUUGCCACCGAACGUUCAUAUUCUCACAUUAGAACCUUGGAAAAAUGGAACUGUCCUAUUACGACUUGAACACAUAUUCGAAGUUGGUGAAUCUAAGGAAUUUUCUGUACCUGUAGACAUUGAUAUUAAAGACUUAUUUACAUCAUUCACGAUAACGUCGAUAAAAGAAACAACAUUAGGUGCAAAUCAAUGGUUACAAGAUAGCAAUCGUUUGAAGUGGAAUCCAGAAAUAAAUGAUAUUCUAAGCAAUAGGGAAGAGAUUUUCACACCUAUCAGAAUUCAAAAAGAAGCAAUCAAUGUACAUUUAAAACCGAUGGAAAUACGUACGUUCAUCUUAGAAGUGUCAUAUCAUUAGCUUUAAUUGCAUUACUAUACAUAUUCAUAUAUAUGUAUAAAUACAUAUACAAAUGAAUGAAAUACAUGUAUAAAAAAAGGAA